CUAAACAAGACAGCUCGGUGACAGUGAGCGGCGCCUUAGUAACUUACACUGUUAACAAUUGACAAUGAUGAAAUGGAUAGAGAUUCAGGCCACAUUUUGGCUGGAAAUUUUAACUCGAGCUGUUCUCUCUGUUAUAUUUCUAGAGUUGGAACAAACACCCCCGUUUGUGCGCAAGAUUCACAUAGAUGAAUUAUGGCUUUACAAGAAUCCUCGUACGCCAUCAUAUGUUCCAACUAGUAUCUUAUGGCCCCUUGUGUUCAUAGUGCCAACAUCGGUAAUGCUUCUGUACUUCCUGGUAAAACGUGACAGGACUGAACUCUGUCAGGGGCUCUUUGCCCUGUCACUUGCUCUGGGAUUGAAUGGUGUCAUCACCAAUAUCAUCAAACUUAUUGUUGGACGACCACGACCAGAUUUUUUUUAUCGCUGUUUUCCGGAUGGACAUGAAGAUCUUGGGAACGUCAUAGACAUAGGUUCAGUAUGUACUGGAGAGGCUCACACAAUACAGGAGGGACGCAAGAGCUUCCCUAGUGGCCAUUCAUCAUUUUCAUUUUGUAGCCUGGGGUUCCUCAGCUUGUGGAUCUUCGGAAAACUGAGUGUUUUCAGCAAGAGGCGUGGGCAAGGCUGGAGGCUUGUGGUCGGCAUGGCUCCUAUCAUAUUGGCUUUAAUGGUUGCUCUUUCGCGCACCAGUGAUUACCACCACCAUUGGCAAGAUGUUUUAGUAGGAUCAGUGCUUGGACUGUUUAUCUCCUACUUGUGUUACCGCCAGUACUAUCCACGUCUAACUUCCCCACAUUGCCACCUUCCCUACCUCAUGGUACCUACUGUCAUCCAACCCAAAUGUGCUAAUGGAAUCCCUAUGAAGGAGUUCCCAAAGUUUCUUGACCCAGAAUCUCCAAUAGAAGAACAAGUUAAGUGGAUGUAACUUACUUUAGAACAGAACUGGAGUGUUUUGAUUCAGAUUAUUGAAUGAAUCUUCACUCAUUUCUGACAAAGGUGAUACGUAUUUUUACUGUUAAUAAAGUCCAUAACAACACUGUAAUAUAGUAGGGCCUGUCUACCUUGGACCUUCUACACCUUGGAACCUCCAUGAGCUAGCAUGGUAAAAAUAUGACGCAAGUUUUCAAGCCAUAUAGUACUGUAUACACCUCGAACACAGUAAGUGCAUAUACAGUAGUCCUUGAGUAGUACAGAACUGGUCAGAACCUGCGUACUAUUCAAGUUAAGCUAAUUUCAACUGUGAGUUACCUCUGCCAACAAUGGGGGUCCCAUUUUAAGAUGAGACUUGUUAUGUUCACGAGCAUUUACAGAAGGUACAAGUCCAAAUUCUUUAAAAAAUUAAAAGUAUUAGGGGAAAGAUAAAGAUUUUAUGACUCUUUUUUAAAUAUUUGUGUAAACAUAGUAGCCGUAUACAGUAUUAUAUAUUGUAUAUAGUAGGCUGAGAAGUUGUAUAACAAGUGUAAACACUGUAUUUUACAGUAUAAUACACACACACACACAUUCCACCUACAUACUCUACCAUCUCUGCCUAACACACGUCACCUCCCCACAUAAACCCACUCCACCUCAUAUACAGUAAGCACCCCACAUUCCCUUCACACACUACUUCUCUCUCACACAAACACACUUCCCUCUCCCUGCCACAGACACACUUUAACCCCCCCCACACACACUCUUAACCUCCUCAUAUGCACUCUACUUCCCCUCACACAAAUACACACACUAUUCCCCCAACAUACUACACUUCCCUCACACUCACACACAUUCCACACAUAAGCUCAGCCCUUUCUCCCCCACACACAUUCCACCUCUUCCCCUCCC
Messenger RNA from Homarus americanus (American lobster), 1818 nucleotides. Its product is annotated as phospholipid phosphatase 5-like. Lineage: Eukaryota; Metazoa; Arthropoda; Malacostraca; Decapoda; Nephropidae. The transcript has 6 exons. Gene Ontology annotation, molecular function: phosphatidate phosphatase activity. Gene Ontology annotation, biological process: phospholipid metabolic process. The record is from RefSeq and is a predicted model, not a curated record. Bases 65 to 922 code for a protein of 285 amino acids.